AUGACUCGGUUAGAGGAGUGUUUUUUAGCGAAUGUGGUUUUGUACAUGGACAGCACACUGACCGCUCACGUUUUUUCUACCAUCAACAAGAAGUGUUUGGACGCUAUUAAAAUACUGAAGAUAAACCCAUCAUAUCCCGUAAACACAAACACAAAGCAACAAGACACCUUUAUACAGAAAGAGUGCAACUUCGAUUUACAACAAUCGUUCAUGCGAGAAAUCAGACUUUUUAGUAACAUCGAGACCAUUUCUUUCUCAACACAAACACUCCAAUUCUUGCCUCUUGUUCCUGAUACUAUCAAGUGCUUUCAUCUCCCUCUUGUGUCAAAGUGCCAAGUUCAAAAAGUAUUGGAACAGAAGGAAAAGAUCGUCGCCGUGUCAUUUAAGGCAAUGAAAACGCCUAUCGACUUUUCGACAUUUAACCGACUCAGUCGUAUCACUUUCAUUAUCACGUCGCCACAAAAGGUCUCCGACUUUUUGACGUCAUACAACCAACGAUUUGACUUUGUCUAUAUUCGGAUGGAAGGGUUCAUCGACUGGGAAUUUUUAGAGCACCACUCGCGUUAUAACAUCGAGAAGACCGUCCUUGAAUUUGACAAGAAGUCUCUUUUAGAGGAGGUAUUAAGAGAUAAACGGUUGUUACUCGACGUGACCAUUUGUUAUCGGAAGUGCUACAAAGGGAUGGAUCCAACUGUGAUUGUCCACACCAAAGAUGAGUUGAAUGAAUAUUUCAACAUAUCAAAAAAGGGAUUUAACGAACAAUUAGUUGAAAGGUAUUACCCCUCGAACGUCAAAAUCACUGGGUUUUGUCGGGAACAUCGAAUACUCGAUUUUACCAACUUGAGAUCUGUCAGUUCCAUUAAAUCACUUGGGUCAUCACUUGAAAUCAGGCCACCAGCGUUGUUGACAGCACUCGACUCAAAACUGAAUGUCUCCGACGUACCACUGAAAGAACUCCAUUUACAAGGAAGGAAUACACAGGAAAAUGUGUUUCCAGACACCCUCACUGCUCUUACCAUUUGCGAUUUUAAAGAAGUCAAAAACUAUACACAACUGAUCAGACUUUGCGUGUGUGGUAACAAAACAUUUCCUGCAGAUGAGUGCUACAACUUGACUUUUCUGAGCCUUUCGUGCCCUUCACCACCACCCCUUAAUAAACUCGAAAAGCUCAAAGUGUUGUGUUUUGACAGAAAAUUGGUGGAUGUUGAUAUCAAUACCAUGUACCCAACAUCGUUGGAGUCAUUGCAGUGCUAUAGUGGAGACAUCCCAAAGGAACUUGGCGUCACAAAACUGUUUUUAAACGACUCGUUGAAGAACAAUGAAAUCGAGAAGUACUCAAAACUUAAAAAAUUGAGGUUUUUAGGAACAAAUGGCGAUAAUAAGAAAUUGCCAAGUAACUUGACUUCGCUCACUAUUUCAUGCUUUGGCGCAUCUACACAGAAAAUGUCACUGAAGUACAUUGAAUGUGCGCAUGUGAAAGAGUUGCAUAUCGAAAAUUGCCUUGUCCACUCGAUUGAGUUGCCAAACCAAUUGGAUACCCUCUAUCUGCACUAUUGCAGUUUUGCUAUUUCAGGGGAGGUUUGCGUCAAAAAAUUGGCGUUGAACGAGAGCAUCAUUUCGAAUAUCGAGAUGAUAUCGAAAAGAACCCUCAAGAACAUCUACUCAAGGAAGUCAAAAAUCAGCGAGUUUGUCCAAGUUGAAUUGUACGACAAAUUUCCAUUGAUCGAGCUUGAUAAGAAGGUGCACCCGAAGGUCCACAAGGUGUCUGCUUAA
Entamoeba invadens IP1 is the source of this 1773-nucleotide messenger RNA. RefSeq lists its product as hypothetical. The transcript has a single exon. The coding region runs from base 1 to 1773 and encodes 590 amino acids. NCBI's taxonomy places the organism in Eukaryota, Evosea, Mastigamoebida, Endamoebidae. The record is from RefSeq and is a predicted model, not a curated record.